AUGAGAGGCUGGGGACGGCUGGCCCUGCUUGUGGGGGCCCUGCUGGGCGCUGCCUGGGCUCGGACGGCCCAGGACCUGCACUGUGGAGCUUGCAGGGCCCUGGUGGACGAACUAGAGUGGGAAAUUGCCCAGGUGGAUCCCAAGAAGACCAUUCAGAUGGGCUCUUUCCGAAUCAACCCCGAUGGCAGCCAGUCGGUGGUGGAGGUGCCCUAUGCUCGCUCAGAGGCCCACCUCACGGAGCUGCUGGAGGAAGUAUGUGACCGGAUGAAGGAGUACGGGGAACAGAUUGACCCUGACACCCACCGAAACAUUUACAUACGUGUAGUGAACCGGAACGGAGAACCCAAUGGUGUGAAUCUAGAGGGCAUCCGCAUUGAUUCGGACAUCCGAGGCACACUCAAGUUUGCGUGUGAGACCAUUGUGGAGGAAUAUGAGGAUGAACUCAUUGAAUUCUUUUCGCGAGAGGCUGACAAUAUUAAAGACAAACUUUGUAGUAAGCGAACAGAUCUGUGUGACCAUGCCCUGCGUGUACCGCAUGAUGAGCUGUGA
Pipistrellus nathusii (Nathusius's pipistrelle) is the source of this 549-nucleotide messenger RNA. The record is from the annotation of a GenBank genome assembly. Lineage: Eukaryota; Metazoa; Chordata; Mammalia; Chiroptera; Vespertilionidae.